Telopea speciosissima is the source of this 826-nucleotide messenger RNA. RefSeq lists its product as uncharacterized. The coding region runs from base 98 to 700 and encodes 200 amino acids. The transcript has 2 exons. NCBI's taxonomy places the organism in Eukaryota, Viridiplantae, Streptophyta, Magnoliopsida, Proteales, Proteaceae. The record is from RefSeq and is a predicted model, not a curated record.
CAUACAGUGAAGGCCAGGCAAACCCAACAAAUCCUAGAGCAAUUGCUUUGCAAACCCAGAGAGCAAAAAAGGAAAAGAAGAAAAGUGGACAGAAGCAAUGGCAGUUCAGAGCAGCAAUGGAGGGUUCUCAUUCAUCUUAUCUUCUCCUAAAAAGAGAAAUAAUAAACCAGCAACAGGUUACUCUGCUGCAACAUUUUCACCUUUUCGUCUUCGGUCCAUGGCUACCCAAAAGCCUAUCCUAUCUGCUACUCGAGCUGUUAGCUCUAAAAAGGGUUCGAUGGUCUUUUCUGCUGCUGGUGAGGCAGUCCCACGCAGUAGCAAUGGGAACUCAUCUUCCCCGGUAAAACUACUAACUAGAGUAGAGCAGCUGCGACUACUUACAAAAGCUGAGAAAGCAGGGCUAUUAUCUGCGGCAGAGAACUUCGGACUCUCCCUGUCUAUCAUAGAGAAACUGGGCGUACUCUCAAAAGCAGAAGAGUUUGGAGUGUUAUCAGCUGCUACAGACCCAGGGACCCCAGGAGCUCUCUUAAGUGUGAGUCUGGGACUUCUAGUUCUGGGACCCCUCUGUGUUUAUAUCGUGCCUGAAGAGUAUCCAUGGGAAGUGGUAUUACAGGUUUUAGUGGCUCUGAUCUGUGUCAUUGGAGGAUCCGCAGCUCUCGCUGCAUCAAAUCUUGUAUCCAACCUGCAGAAAUCAAGCUGAUACCAUUUGUCCUUUUUCAUAUACAAAUAUUGAUACAUUAUCAAAAAUAGUAGGUGAAGACUGCAGCCCAGAUGAUUUUUGUAAGAAAUGAAUUACAGAAUGUCUAAGGUUUAUCCACAUUCAAAA